GAAAAGAUGUCAAUGGCAAUGAUGUACAAGUUAGAGGACGCUGAAGGAGACACCUGGAGUACAAUGACUCCUGACAAAAGAUCACAAUAUGGAUUGAGAUCUCAUAGUCGAGUGUGGUGGAUCAGAGCUGCUGCAGUGGGUCUGGGACUCCUGCUGCUGAUCCUGAUCUUCGGUCUGGUGGCCCACAACGCCAGCUCUAUCGGUCAGCGGAAAUUACUUCUGGAUCACAUGGUGCAGCGUGAAAAGCUGAUUCAGAACCUCACGACAGACAACAACGCUCUGAGAGAUGAGCUGAAGCUGAUGAAGAUUAAUUCCAGCAGACUGACAAAAGAGAUGGAGGUCCUGCAGAGCCAAUACAACACCACGGCUGCGAGUCGAGAUAACUUACAACAGGAGGUCAACAGGUUAAAUGCGACAACAUGUAAAGUUUGUCAACAGGGAUGGGUGAAGUUCAACAACAAGUGCUACUACGCCUCAAAAAAAGGGCAGAAUAAGAACUGGGAGGACAGCAGAGUGGACUGCCUGCGGAAAGGAGCUUCCCUGGUGAUGCCAACGACAAGAGCAGAGCUGGACUUUGUGGUCACACUUUACUCCAGAACCUGGAUCGGUCUGUCUGACAAGAAGAAAGAGGGCACGUGGCACUGGGUGGAUGGAACCGAGCUGCAGACAGCGUUCUGGCAAACCGGAGAGCCAAACAAUGAUGACAGCAACGAGGACUGCGCGGAAAUCUCACGGACAACUGGGGAGUGGAAUGAUGUGUCUUGUAAUACUAGAAUACCGUGGAUAUGUGAGGAUUAAGAUCCAAGAGUUUGUCGUUUAACAGGAAACACAUUUAUAUUCAUACAUAGAAGUUCUACGGCUUCCUGAAUUUUAACUAUAAAUAAAGAUGAUUGGACUCUUUGCACUGCAACCAAAAGUUUUUUUUAGAACUUCUUCUGAUGGAAAUCUGUACAAAAAUAGACAAACUGAUAACAAUUAUUGUGUCUCUUGUAAUUUUAUAUGUUCAUAACAAAAAAGCCCUUCAAAUGUUUUGCUGCUGAUUUGUCCUGAUAAUUUCUUUUA
Stegastes partitus (bicolor damselfish) is the source of this 1062-nucleotide messenger RNA. RefSeq names its product hepatic lectin-like. The transcript has 4 exons. Lineage: Eukaryota; Metazoa; Chordata; Actinopteri; Pomacentridae. Bases 7 to 798 code for a protein of 263 amino acids. The record is from RefSeq and is a predicted model, not a curated record.